GCUGCUCUCUGCCUUUUCUUCAUUCGUAGUAUGUGAGGACACCUAUGAGGACCUCCAACAGCUACAUGAGCCCGACAUUAGAAGGUUUUCUUCUCUUAUCUUGUCAAUGGAUCUUAAGUGGAGGUGACUUUAAAUGAGAAUGCAGGACAAGGUCAACGGUGAGCCACAGGAGAGGUCAGUGGGAGACAUCAGCGGUAAGCAAAAUCAGCAGUCACAAGCAGAUGAGAAGAAAGCAGUGCGGUGCAGAACGUUCACCAGGUGGAUAAAUGCUCUGCUGCGGAGAUGUGAUCCUGUGGUUGAAGUGCACGAUCUGUUCACAGACAUUCAGGAUGGCAGGAUACUCAUGGCUCUGCUGGAGGAGCUGUCUGGGUGCAAACUACUUUACAGGUAUCGGUCCUCCUCUCACCACAUUUUCAGACUGAACAACAUUUCCAAGGCCCUGAUUUUCCUGGAUGAUAGACAUGUGAAGCUCCUUGGCAUCGAUGCGUCCAGUAUUGCUGAUGGUGUUCCCUCUGUUGUUCUCAGCCUCAUCUGGAACAUCAUCCUACAUUUUCAGGUGAAGGAGGUCACAGGCGACCUCCAGAGGCGUCUGUCUACAAGCCUCUCUUCCUUAUCAAUGAGUGGCUGCCCUUCCAGUGACCUCACACCCCAGCUGAAUGACUUCAGCAGCUACUCCUGCACAGACCUGCAGAGCAAAGUCAGAAGGGCUAGCAGGAAGCCAAGGUAUCAUGGGAAAGCAAUAAAGAUCCUCCUGCGGUGGGCCCAGAGAUGCACAUUAAAUUUUGGGGUGGAGGUGCAUGAUUUCGGGAGGAGCUGGAGGAGUGGGCUUGCAUUCCUGGCUAUGAUUAAGUCAAUAAACCCUGCCUUGGUUGACCUGAGGGAGAGUCUGGCUAGAGAUCCAAAAGAAAACAUUCAGUUGGCUUUCAAUAUAGCCCAUCACAGUCUGGGUAUACCACCUCUGUUGGAACCUGAAGAUGUGCUGUGUUCCUCACCUGAUGAGAAGUCUAUCAUCACCUACGUGUCCAUGUUUCUGGUGCAUUGUUCAGGCAUGGAGAAGAGCAAUGCAACUGAAGUUGAAGUUCCUGGCAUCCCAAGUUUUGGAUCUCUUGAGUCUGUCACUUUUGGAGAGAUCCACACUGAUGAUCCAGAGGCCAAAGCUUUGCUCAAAGGUUUUGAAAUGAGCAGCGAGCAGGGACUGUGGAAACGCUGGUCCAGAAGACCCUCUGGGAGCAGCCGUCCUGACCUCUCCUCCAGCUGUGGUGACAUCCUCUCAACCUAUCAUAGCCAAGACAUCACUGAACAUCCUGCAGGCGGGUCUUUGACCUCGACGUUCUCCAGAAUGAGAGGCAAAGGUAAAAGUGCUUUCAAGCCACCGAGUCCUCUGGUUGCAGGCGUCACCAGCCAAGAGAUUCGGUCAUGGAUGGAGAAAGCUUCUAUGGGUCAAGGCUACAGCAAACCAGGAGUGGAUGAAAAUCGCUUCUCUUUGAGCUCUGAUGAAGGAAUCUACAACUUGUCAGCUCUGGACUCAGAUGAAGAGGAGGCCUACAGGUACAUCCUGGAGCUUAAUAAAGAGGAGCUUCAACCUAGUCAGCUAAAGAGGAAAGUACCAAGAGUGGAAGAGGAAACGGCAGAAGAGAUGCUCCUGAAUGGACAGCCGACUGAGGAGUCAACACAUGUGGAAGCACAUGAGAAUCUAAAAGCCAAUGGAUGUAAAGACAUAAGGUCUAAAGAGAUGGAAAACAGUGGAGCAGGGUUUGACAUGGAGCCAGAGACAGAAAGCAGAUAUAUAGAGAGACAGGAAGGGGCUAUUGAAGGGCGAAGCAAUGAUUUUGAUGAAGACAGGAUGAAGAAGAGGACAGAAAGAGCUAAUUUAAUGACACGUCAAAAUGAUAAAACUCAGGCUCAACAUGAUAAAACAGAGGAAACAAAUCACGUUGAAGUCGAUAAAGAAGAAAAAAUGGAAGAGGCCACUAGGGAUGAGACUGGAAGUGGACCAAAUGUUUUCAACAAAGAAAGUUCCAAAGUAGAAGUUAAUCAAAAAACAUUAUCUGAAAGGCCUGUAGUUGAAGUCAAAGGGGACAGUACAGCUGGAUUUAACACAGAAGAAGAGAUUAGUGGCAAAGACGAAGCCUCCACAAUGCAUGAUUUACAUUCUAAGGAUGACAGCAUGGAAGAUUACAGCAACAGAGUCAAACAUUUGAUUGAUUUUGAUCAAGUUUUAACAGAAGUGGAGGAAGACUGGGAACUUCAGGUUAACAGACAAAGACUGACUCACAGGACAGCAGAAACAAUGGUACGUCAAUGCAAAACAUCCCCCAGAAAUGACACUAAUGGAGGCGUCAAGGUCCAUGGUGGUGAUGACUACCGGACUCCUGCUGGCAGUGCAACAUCUCAGUCAUUCAGCAGAGGUAGAGGACUGACUCUUGAAUCUCUAGCGGCCUCUUGUGACGUAACCGCAUUAGAGCUGGAAGUACUCCUGGUCCUGUGGAUCCUGCUCUACUGCUACUUCAUCCUGCCCUAAAUCAACCCCUGAGUCCCAUAUCAGUGCACUCGUCUUAUUAAGAUACGCUCAGUUUCCACUAAUGUGCCAAACAGGGACACUUAGGCUGGAAUCUUUAUCUGUGUCGCUUAAUUUCCCUCAAGGCAACAUUUAAUGAUUUUCUGUUUCUCACUGCCAGCAGGAAUAAUUUGUCAUUUGGUCUUUAGUUUAAACACAUAAUCAUGUUAAAACCAUUAUCACACAAUUUUUUAGCAGUUUUCACAGAUGAUUUGACAUGCUUUGUGGGCUGUUUUUGCUAAAUAAAUCUCUAAAAUGUUGACAGAUUUUCCUGACAGUAGUUUUCUUGACUUCAGUUGAUGUUAUCAACCACAUGGUGGCAUUGCAGCAGCAGCUUUCUCACAUGGCAGCUUGUUUCUCAUUGUUGUGUUGACUGCUGAGAAUCCCAUAUGACCUGCUGUUUAAUUAGACGCUGUAUUGACAUGGUGAGAUUAAUCUCAUAGUAUUUAAUGAGCUCUGACAUUUGGCAUGCUCUCACUGUGCACUGAUGACUUAGAAACUAAACUGUCCUUGUUUUUGUCUCAGAUACUGUAUGAUGUUUAAAGAUUAUCAGGCGUUUCCAUGACACUUCAGUGUUAGCUCAAUUAAACAGCAGAUACUGUUUCAUAAUGAGGAUUUGGUCCUUCCUAGGAGAUAGACCAAGCCAUAUAAAUACUGCAAAAUGCAACCCAAAUUCCAAAAAAAAGUUUUGGACACUGUAUAAUGUAAGUUAAAUUAAAAUCAGGUUGUCCCUGCUUAUAUGCUUAUAUGUUAAAACUGAGACAUUUUAACCAUUGAUGAAAAAUUAUAGCUCAUUUGGAUCUGGUGGGAGCAACACAUUUCAAAAAAGCAGGGACAGGGGCAUGUCUACCAUUGUUUAGCAUCUCCUCUUCUUUAACACUCUGUAAACAUCUUGGAAGUGAGGAGACAAGUUGCUGGAGUUUUGGUAGAGGAAUGUUGUUACAUUUUUGUCUAGUAUAGGAUUCGGUAACACUUUAGCUGAAGGGGUAUGCAUAAGACUGACAUGACACCUGUCAUUCUCAUUAAUGAGGCUUUAUGGAUAUUUAUGAAUGUCGUCAUUAAGUGACAUUAGGGUCAAUUAUGUCAACCUAAGUGCAAAGUUAACAUUGUUAGAUCCCUUUUUGCUUCUUUUUUUAGUAAGGUUAGGCUGUCUCAGCCUAGAAUCAAGACUGGAAACAAUAGGGGAGAGUGGGAUAAGAUCCAGGUUUUACUUAUGUGGCUCACCAGGAAAGGAAAAAAGCUGCAGGGCAACCAGACAGAAUGCAAGGUACAAUAGAAACUUCAACUUUUGAUUUGGGAUGUCCAUUGGUGUAGUGGUGUGUGUAGAAGUAGGUUUAUUCUUAAUUCAUUUGUUCAAAUAUGGAUUCUUCUUUGCAUGCUACAGUUUUAACUUGCAUCUGUGGAUGGCACGGUGAACUGUGUAGACUGACAAUGAUUUCUCAAAUGUUUCCACCAAUUUUAUGUGGAGGGUCUUUUUUUCUAAUCAGUGGUUCCACAAUUUUUAGAUGCUUCUGCACAUCUUUACUUCUGAGAGACUCUAACCCAGUUAGUUGCACAAUACUCCUUCAGCUGUUUUUACUUUUCUAGACUUUUUGUUACCCU
Messenger RNA from Cheilinus undulatus (humphead wrasse), 4159 nucleotides. It is a transcript of the gene clmnb, whose product is annotated as calmin b. Gene Ontology annotation, cellular component: meiotic nuclear membrane microtubule tethering complex; nuclear outer membrane; cytoplasm. Lineage: Eukaryota; Metazoa; Chordata; Actinopteri; Labriformes; Labridae. The transcript has 10 exons. Gene Ontology annotation, molecular function: actin filament binding. The record is from RefSeq and is a predicted model, not a curated record. Gene Ontology annotation, biological process: nuclear migration. Bases 134 to 2521 code for a protein of 795 amino acids.